Molecule: messenger RNA, 1621 nt
Organism: Nanorana parkeri
Lineage: Eukaryota; Metazoa; Chordata; Amphibia; Anura; Dicroglossidae
Gene: SKA3
Product: spindle and kinetochore associated complex subunit 3
Exons: 12
Coding region: 1-1602 (533 amino acids)
Biological process (GO): mitotic cell cycle; chromosome segregation
Cellular component (GO): outer kinetochore; spindle microtubule
Source: RefSeq, a predicted model, not a curated record
AUGUCUGUGACCGGGAACUUCUUCUGUAAACUGAGGUCUUUGGCGAUCACAUUGGAGAAGGAGACGGCUCAUCUUGACAAAGCAUUCAAUCAAGAAGACGAUGACUAUGAGGAUGAAUCCCCUAUCAGAGUGCUGCAUGAUCUGCGCUCAGAAAUCAUAGGACUUAAGACUGAUAUCCAAGGCACUAUUGACAAAAACAGCAAAAAAGGCGAAGAACUGACUGCGUUUAUAAAGCUUUGCAGAGUGCUGCAGGCAAGAAGCUCUACAGAUAUCCAUGAGGUUAAAGAUAUUUUUCAGAAGUACGGAUAUAAACCCCCUGACACAUCAGAAAAUGAGGUAUUUGAUGAAAAUCCUAAACCUGAUGGUGCUGAUGACAGCAAACAUAACAGGGAUCCAGCAGACCUUCCUCUUGCUCCUCCAGCCAUGCAGAAGCGAGAACUGUUGGAUCUACGAGCUCCUCAGUUGUCAGACUUUGGCCUGUCUCAUUACCAGCUGCCCACAGUGUGGGAACCACAGAAUGACAAGUUGCACGUUAAAGUACCAGAAGAAAAACCCAAGCCCUUUUAUAAAGAUAUCCGUACACUAAAUGUGGCUCGGACCCCUAAAUGUUCCCUGACAAAAGAGGAAGACUUUUCACAUAUACAGCACUUUGGAAUCAGUGACUACAGCAACAAUCUGAAUGAUGACUAUACCAUUGCACUUCUUAACAAGAAAAAAGGAAGUGUUGCUGAAAAUUGUACUAAGGAGACCUCGCAAAACCUGAAAAGUAUGCUAGCUACACCAGCUCAGCUGAAAUACAGACAUGAUUUCUACUCUGCGGACUCUCCCUUACCCCCAGUGUUCUGCACCCCUGGACUAAAGGUUCACAAGAAAGAGGAGACUUGUGACUUGAACCAGCCUAAAAGUAUUAGAAGUGGGUCUGACAAUUCUUCUGAAGAAUGCAGCUCUUCAAAAGCACUGGGGAGAGAGUGCAUAACAACAGAUUUUGUGUUGUCAAAUAUAGAUAAUGUGAACUCUCCUCAACCCCCAACGUUCUGUACACCUGGUCUGAAGGUCCAGCACAAAGAAAAAAGCCGUGAGGUUGAGAAACCUGUAGAGAAUAAAGAGACGAAUGUCGCCAAGACUCUGGACACUCCACCAGUCCCAAGCUUUGAUACAAGAUGGCUGAAGUCUGACCCAUUAGCAAGGACACUGGACAUCACAGAGCCAAUCUCGAGACCAGAGAUGUACCAUACUGCAUACUUGGAGCAGGCUGCACCACUGGGCUUAAACUCUGAUAGAUAUGAACACCCAGCCAGGAUGACAUCGCCACCCAAGAUGAGAGACUUCACUAUAGGAACACCUCCACGACCAGAGAUGACUACAUGUUUAACUGAAGAUGUGCUCAAGUACAGUAUAAAGCCAGCCUCUCCUCCCAAGGUCUCCGGGUACGAGAACCUGCUGUGGACACCCACUCGACCUGAGAUGACGUCCUGUAUAGCUGAGGACAUAUCACAGUUAUUAUCUCAAUAUUGUGAAACUAAAACAAAACCAUCAUGGCAAGAUCCACAAGGCAUGAAUACUAGGAAUAGACAUACAGAGAAUAAAGAGAACAGGCCAUGAAUGCAGAUCUCCUGUAGUG